GUCAGUUGUAGCCAGCUUCGGUGCCGAAGCACUGGCCUUGGCCCUUCUUUUACGCGAACACGACCUCGUUCCAGUCAUGUCCCUCCAAACCCUCAUUCUGGACGUGCUGAUCGAAAUCCUAAGCUAUAUCGGAGUCCGCGAUAUUCUUUCCCUACAACGCACUUGCAAAGGUAUCCGAAGAGUCACUCAGCUUCACACCGUGUGGAAGAACGUUUUAGAAAAGCACAUAAUUCCCUCUGGCCAAUCAAUUUCGCUACCGUCUAAUGUCCCUCUACCUGACCAAUCCGCACUCGAUCUUAAACGAGCAGCAAUAUAUGCUGCGCGUCUAGAACACAACUGGACAUCUGUAACACCCAGGAUUUUUACACGUACACAAUUCUGCACAGCGUCGCGAGUUAAUCGUACAUUCUUCAUCCCUGGUCACAGCGGAAAGUAUUUGUUGACUGUCAGUGGUGGCGAUGAGGUGUCGAUAUGGUAUCUAGAGCCAGAUCUUGGAAGAUCCUGGAAGAUACUUGACUGGAAUGUUCAGGGGACCGUUAUCGAUGCGGUUCCUAACAGUGACGGCUGGGCUCGCGCAACAAUGGCUCUAUCACACACUUCAGACCGGUCAAUUUCUUUUUCUUCCAGACAUUUAUGCAUCACCCUGUACAAUCUGGCCUUCUGUGAUGAUGGGGGAGGACGCCCAACAGCCACCUGCGAGCAGAUCUUCGAGGGCAAACUCCCUGGUCGGUUGGAGAAUCUUCGUGGAAACCUUAUCGGGAUGUAUAGGAGGUUUCGCCUCGGAGGGUAUCUGUUCAAUUAUCAGAGUCAAGUGACGAUCGAACUUCAAGGUGCAGCAGCUCAACCUGUCAGUUAAAGUCCAUCAUUACUUCUCAUCUCGACCACGAAACUCAUGCAAUAGUUCCAUCGAAUAUUCAGCCUCUGAGCAUCAACAUCUUUGCGUUGCCUGAAAUCGCGCGGGACACUGAACCUCGACCAGGGGAAGCAAGGGUAUUCCAAGCACAACAUAUUUCUGCUGCCCUCUGUCCUGAAGACAAAGUAUGGAGCUCCGCCGUCAUCAUUCCCUACUGUGCUCCCU
This is a messenger RNA of Cantharellus anzutake, 1078 nucleotides long. RefSeq lists its product as uncharacterized. The coding region runs from base 77 to 856 and encodes 259 amino acids. Lineage: Eukaryota; Fungi; Basidiomycota; Agaricomycetes; Cantharellales; Hydnaceae. Gene Ontology annotation, molecular function: protein binding. The record is from RefSeq and is a predicted model, not a curated record. The transcript is spliced from 3 exons.